Messenger RNA from Trichomycterus rosablanca, 1367 nucleotides. It is a transcript of the gene ambp, whose product is annotated as alpha-1-microglobulin/bikunin precursor. NCBI's taxonomy places the organism in Eukaryota, Metazoa, Chordata, Actinopteri, Siluriformes, Trichomycteridae. The coding region runs from base 22 to 1065 and encodes 347 amino acids. The record is from RefSeq and is a predicted model, not a curated record. The transcript has 10 exons. Gene Ontology annotation, molecular function: serine-type endopeptidase inhibitor activity.
UUGGAUCUAAGACAGAGAGAAAUGCAGACUGCAACUGUGAUCCUCCUGCUGGGCAGCGUGAGUCUGCUCCAUGCUGGACCUCUGCCCACCGAACCACUUCUCCAGACCCAGGAAAACUUUGACCUGAACCGGUACUUGGGCAAAUGGUAUGACAUCGCCUCAGCUUCAAACUGCCCCUGGAGAAGGAAGCAUAAAAGAGAGUCUUCUAUUGGAACUCUGGAGCUGCAACGCAAUGAGUCACCAAACACCCUCAGCAUGAACCUAAUCAUGUCUAGGCAUGGUUUGUGUAAGAAGAUCAGUGGUGACUAUGUUAUGACUGAAACCCCAGGAAGAUUCUACUACCGCAGUGUCAAAUGGUCAGCUGAUGUGGAUGCCUAUGUAGUGCACACCAACUACGAUGAGUAUGCCCUGGUGGUGAUGUACAAACAGCAUGGAGGAAACAAAACCACUUCUGUUAAACUCUACGGUCGAAAAAGGGAGCUGCGUCCCACACUCAUCGAGGAUUUCAAAACCCUGGUGGCUGAACAGGGAAUAGCUGAAGAUGGCAUUUCUAUCAGACUGGACAAAGGUGAAUGUGUCCCAGGUGAACAGACAAAUCCAAAACCUGUGAUCCAGUCAAGGGCGAGAAGAUCUGCAGUGCUGCCCCCACAAGAGGACGGAUCCGGUGAUGACUCCCCCAUGUUUAGAGGAGCAGAUUCAUGCACAGCUGAGCCAGACUCUGGCCCAUGUUUUGGAAUGUUCCAGCGGUACCACUAUAACUCUUCUAUCAUGACGUGUCAGACAUUCGUAUAUGGAGGCUGUAUGGGUAACCAGAACAACUUUAACUCUGAAAAGGAAUGUCUACAGUCCUGCCGCACUGAAGCUGCCUGUCGCCUCCCGAUUGAUGUUGGUCCAUGUAAAGGAGUUCUGCAAUUGUGGGCUUUUGAUUCGGCCAAGGGCAAGUGUGAGUCCUUUACAUAUGGAGGCUGCAAGGGUAACGGGAACAGAUUCUACAGCCAGAAAGAGUGUGAAGAAUACUGUGGCAUCACCAGAGAUGGUGAUGAUGAGUUUCUGAAUGUGAACUAAAGAAGAACAGAAUAUUGUCAGUGAACUCGGGCAGCGGCACCAUUGUUCCUUUUAUGAUGUAGAGUUAAAUAAACAGACCUUCGUACUGGAUCGCUUUCACAUACAAACCCCACUGAUCAACUUUGAACAUUAGAUAAGACAUUCUUGGAAAUGUAAUGUUUGUGUUCUAUGCUUAAAUCCACAGUGAUUCAACUUAACAUGUAUUUCAGGAUAAAAAGUGCAUACAUUUACCAUGUUGUCUUGUCAUAAAGAUUAAAGAUGGGCAAUGUUCAUUUAAAUAUAUAUUAAACAGUUACAAGUAA